CAGCUCUCGCGGUGAUAUUCUUGCUGCGAGAUGAUGCGAACCUCGCUCAUCUGAAUUGCCAUUUCAAAUCUGCUGCCAAUGGACUGAUCUAUAUAGUAUUCACUAUCGAUGUGAAGCCCGCAACCUACAACCAGUGCCACGCCGCAUUCUUUUCUCCCGCUCGACUCCGCUACGUUCAUGUGGGAAAGCAUCAGUAUAUCAGCAAUACGCACUCAUUAAUCUAGAAGUCGCCGAUCAUACCUCAUACCGAGUCUCUCUUUUAUCAUAUUUCUUUCACGAAACUACGCAAUGACUUCCCCGUACCAGCCCUCCAUGUCGUACUCGCCGUCUGUAGCCGGCCCCGACAUGACAGCACCUUCAGGUCCUUCAACUGCUUCGUCCAGACCGGUUUCCGACCUGCCCCAAUCUCAAGUUGACGCAAUCAUCCGAACGAAGCGAAAGGCCCGCGAACCUAAAGCCUGCUACCCGUGUCACGCCCGCAAAGUCAAAUGCGAUCGAAACCUACCAUGCGACGGUUGUGUCAAACGCGAUCAUGCCGAUCUUUGUUCCUACGAGCGUCCGUCGAAAAAGCGCGUCAUGACCGGCUCGCUUCCGCAAACGUAUCCCGACGGAUCUAUCCCUGGUAGUCAGCCCACGAGCGCAGAGAAUCUCGGAUACGUGCCCGAGCCUCCCGUGCGUCUGAAACAAGAACCGGGUGUGAGUCGGCCAAGUAUAACAGCAGCCGGCGGCCGUGUGUCGAUUGCGCGCGAGGAAUGGGACAAUGUUCGCACGAGAUUGAAAGAGAUGGAGCAAACAAUAAAUAACCUGCGGGUUGGUCUGGAAAAGGCCGAGGAAGGGCAGGCUUCGACGUUGGAGACGAGCAGCGUGCGGAGCGGGGAUGCGAGUACCCGAUCCAAGGGUGCCUCCCCGGAGCGAGAGGGUAUACAUGCGCCAAAUACAUUUGGCGAAGGCACUGUACACCUGGGAUCUAGGUCUGUUCUGGCCUACAUCUUGAACAAUAAGUCGGGGUCGGAUCAGCUCCAAGCGCUCCUAGAGGGCGGGAUUCUGCCAAAGCUGGGAUUGGAUAAUGAAUCUGCGACGUAUCCGUUCGUCGACCUGUGGUCAUCAGAUAUGUCUUCAUUCGAUAUAAGUGCCGUCUGCAGUGCACUGCCGAGUGACCAACAGUGCAAAGAGUUUUUCUACUAUUACCGGGAUAUCGCAGGCGCCAUAUACCCGGUGCUGGAAGACGUCCCGCAAUUCGAGAUGAACCUUGAUCUUAUGCUGCGGAAUAGAGCUGCCAUGGGUGGUAUGUAUCGGGCAGAUGCCGAUCAAGCCCAGAAACCUUUUGGUGUCACUAUUGCCUAUAUGGGCUUGCUGUUUGCAGUUCUUGCUUCUGGGUGCCAAUCGUCGGAUCUGCCAGGCAAAGAAAGAGAGCUUACGUCUCAAGUAUACGUAUGCUGUUCCUAUCAAUGUCUUCGAAUGACCAACUUCCUGUCCCAACCCACAAUAGACGCCAUGCAGACGCUGCUUGUGAUUGGGAACGUUCUAUCGUACAACAUGAACCCCGGGAUAUCGUAUGUCCUCCUUGGUAUGACCCUUCGAAUGGGGCUGGCGCUUGGCUUGCAUGUGGAGUCCGGUCAUUUCACUGCAGCCGAGCGAUAUCGCAGACGCCACGUGUGGUGGUCCAUGGCAUGGCAGGAUAGUCACUUCUCCCUUUCUUACGAUCGGCCGUCGACAACAGCCGUGAGUCAGCCAGAAAUUGCUUAUAAAGAAGACCGGAAGCCCGGCGAGCUCUCAUACUUCGAGACACUGUGUCGUAUUAUAUCUCUAGCAUUGGAGGUGGUCCGCAGCCGGAUGUUGAGCCCGCACUCGCAACUGAGUUACAAAACGAUCCAAACCUACAAAGAACGGAUCCAGCAGAUUAUGAUAGAGGCGAAACCACAUCUUCGGGACCGUAAAUACUGCCUCUCAGCAACCGAACACCUCGAACGGGUCGUGCUCAAGCUGCACUCGUCCUACUUUUCUUCUGAGCUCUGCCGGCCAGCGCUCAAAGCAAACGCCGACAUUAGUGACCCCGCCUUAUCCAGCAUGCGCACCGACUGUGUGACCAACCUGAUGACUACCGUGGAAGCCUAUGUCGAGAUGCACACCGUCAGUUCCCACGCGUCACGGUCAUGGAUUGCCCUGCAACGCGCCAUCAGCUCGAUCUUCCUGCUGGCAGUCACAGAGGAGGUCAAGGGACAUUCUCGGUUCUGGACUCUCCUGCAACAACUCAAAAUGAUCAUCGCCGAACGAGCCAACAUCGAGGGCGACUACGGGGCCGCCACCGAAGCCGCCGCCGUUCCACCAGUUGACAGCGGCGCGCGUCUCGGUGCAGCCCCACGACCCCCAAGUACCGCAGCACCCAGCCCUGCGGGUAUGAACUCAGCUUCUCCAGCCUCCGCCGCUGUGGCCGUCGACACGCAGACUCAAUGGGCCAAGCCCUUGACAAAGACCCUUCGUGCUUUGGAGAAGUUGGAAGGCGCAUUCAAUGCGCAGGCGGCUCGUGCCAGCCAAGCCGGAUCGCCGAAUUACCUCAACCCGGGCAUGGGUGUUCCGCCUGUGUCGGCCAGCAUGACGCCGAGUCUCGGAUCUUUGCCGCCGCCCACGCCGGAAAGCUCGACCAGCGGCGAGUGGACGAUACCUAAUAUUCUUGACAGAGCACAAGAGUACAUCCACCCACCGCUCUGGAGCUGAACGAUGCCAACAUAGGUUGUACUUUUGAUUGAUUAUUUAGGCGUCUAAUAUAUGCAUCGGUAAAGGGGGUUGGUUGGCUGGGAUGGCACGGCCGGCGCAUGAAAAUGGGACAUGUAUUGACUUUAGUUCCUAGUAUCAUAUAUUCCAGAAUUAUUCACCCA
This is a messenger RNA of Aspergillus welwitschiae, 2876 nucleotides long. Its product is annotated as putative C6 transcription factor. Lineage: Eukaryota; Fungi; Ascomycota; Eurotiomycetes; Eurotiales; Aspergillaceae. The coding region runs from base 289 to 2715 and encodes 808 amino acids. Gene Ontology annotation, biological process: regulation of DNA-templated transcription; DNA-templated transcription. The record is from RefSeq and is a predicted model, not a curated record. Gene Ontology annotation, molecular function: zinc ion binding; carboxy-lyase activity; DNA-binding transcription factor activity, RNA polymerase II-specific. The transcript has 4 exons.